Rhipicephalus sanguineus (brown dog tick) is the source of this 410-nucleotide messenger RNA. RefSeq lists its product as uncharacterized. The transcript has 3 exons. NCBI's taxonomy places the organism in Eukaryota, Metazoa, Arthropoda, Arachnida, Ixodida, Ixodidae. Bases 60 to 410 code for a protein of 116 amino acids. The record is from RefSeq and is a predicted model, not a curated record.
CGGGAGCCUGUCUUCCAGCAAGGUGUCCCUGGCCGUGACUGGCGGCCGCGGUGGCCACCAUGAGCGAGCGGCCGGUGGCCGGCAACGCGGCUCACAGCGGCCGCAAGCCAUGCUCGCGCUUCCGCUUCUACAACCUCGGCUACUUCUUCUCGCUCAGCGGACUCAUGGCACUCUGCGAAAUAAUCCUCGGGAUGGCCAUCUAUGCGCUGCUCUGGGACUCGGCCAACGAGCUGGACAAGUUCCUGGUGACCGUGGCCUUCCUGCAGUGGAUGACCGGCCUCUACAUACAUGCCACGAUUGCAUUCUGCGCAACGGGCGCCCGGAUAAGAGGCCUUCUACUAUGGAACCUGCUACGUGGACCUCAGCGGAGCGACGCCAUAGCCACUAAGCGCCGGUUGCACGACUUUUGA